UUGUUCUUUCUUUCAUUGUUAUUACUUUUUCAUUCUUUAUCUUCCUUUUCUUUCAGUUAUUCUUUGUUCAUUAACUUUGUUUUCUUUCUUCAAUUAUACUUUCUUAUUAGUCUUUGUUAUUUUUCUCUCUUUCAGUUAUUCUUUAUUCUUUCAUGUUUAUCUUUCUUUAUUUUCUUUCUUCAAUCAUUCUUUCUUCUUUAUACUUUGCUAUUCUUUCUUUCAGUUAUUCUUCCAUGUUUAUCUUUCUUUAUUUUCUUUCUUCAAUUAUUCUUUCUUCUUUAUUCUUUGCUAUUUUUCCUUCUUUCAGUUAUUCUUCCAUGUUUAUCAUUCUUUAUUUUCUUUCUUCAAUUUUCUUUCUUCAUUAUACUUUUUAUUCUUUCUUUUCAGUUAUUCUUCCAUGUUUUAUCUUUCUUUUUUUCUUUCUUCAAUUUUCUUUUUUUUUUAUACUUUGCUAUUUUUAUUUCUUUCAGUUAUUCUUCCAUGUUUAUCAUUCUUUAUUUUCUUUUUCAAUUAUACUUUGCUAUUUUUCUUUUUUCAGUUAUUUUCAUGUUUAUCAUUCUUUAUUUUCUUUCUUCAAUUAUUCUUUCUCCUUUAUACUUUGCUAUUUUUCUUUCUUUCAGUUAUUCUUCCAUGUUUAUCUUUCUUUAUUUUCUUUCUUCAAUUAUUCUUUCUUUUUUAUACUUUGCUAUUUUUCUUUUUUUCAGUUAUUCUUCCAUGUUUAUCUUUCUUUAUUUUCUUUCUUCAAUUAUUCUUUCUUUUUUAUACUUUGCUAUUUUUCUUUCUUUCAGUUAUCCUUCCAUGUUUAUCAUUCUUUAUUUUCUUUCUUCAAUUAUUCUUUCUUUUUUAUACUUUGCUAUUUUUCUUUUUUUCAGUUAUUCUUCCAUGUUUAUCUUUCUUUAUUUUCUUUCUUCAAUUAUUCAUUCUUCUAUAUUCUUUGCUAUUUUUCCUUCUUUCAGUUAUUUUUCCAUGUUUAUCAUUCUUUAUUUUCUUUCUUCAAUUAUUCUUCCUUCUUUAUUCUUUGCUAUUUUUCCUUCUUUCAGUUAUUCUUCCAUGUUUAUCUUUUCUUUAUUUUCUUUUUAUUAUUCUUUCUUUUUUUAUACUUUGCUUUUUUCUUUCUUUCAGUUAUUUUUCCAUGUUUAUCAUUCUUUAUUUUCUUUCUUCAAUUAUUCUUUCUCCUUUAUACUUUCUAUUUUUCCUUCUUUCAGUUAUUCUUCCAUGUUUUCCUUCUUUAUUUUCUUUCUUCAAUUAUUCUUUUCUUUUUAUACUUUUGCUAUUCUUUCUUUCAGUUAUUCUUCCAUGUUUAUCUUUCUUUUAUUUUCUUUCUUCAAUUAUUCUUUCUUCAUUCUUUUUAUUUUCUUUCUUUCAGUUAUUCUUCCAAUUUAUCAUUCUUUAUUUUCUUUCUUCAAUUAUUCUUUCUCCUUUAUACAUUUGCUAUUUUCUUUCUUUCAGUUUUCUUCCAUAUUUAUCAUUCUUUAUUUUCUUUCAAUUAUUCUUUUCUUUCCAUACUUGCUUUUCUUCCUUUCAGUUAUUCUUCCAUGUUUAUCAUUCUUUUUUUUUUCUUCAAUUAUUCUUUCUCCUUUGCUAUUUUCUUUCUUUCAGUUAUUCUUAUGUUUAUCAUUUUUAUUUUCUUUUCUUCCUCAUUCUUUCUUUUUUAUACUUUGCUAUUUUUCUUUCUUUCAGUUAUUCUUCCAUGUUUAUCAUUCUUUAUUUUCUUUCUUCAAUUAUUCUUUCUCCUUUAUACUUUGCUAUUUUUCUUUCUUUCAGUUAUUCUUCCAUGUUUAUCUUUCUUUAUUUUCUUUCUUCAAUUAUUCUUUCUUUUUUAUACUUUGCUAUUUUUCUUUUUUUCAGUUAUUCUUCCAUGUUUAUCUUUCUUUAUUUUCUUUCUUCAAUUAUUCUUUCUUUUUUAUACUUUGCUAUUUUUUCAGUUAUCCUUCCAUGUUUAUCAUUCUUUAUUUUCUUUCUUCAAUUAUUCUUUCUUUUUUACUUUGCUAUUUUCUUUUUCAGUUAUUCUUCCAUUUUAUCUUUCUUAUUUUUCUUUCUUCAAUUAUUCAUUUCUUCUAUAUUCUUUGCUAUUUUUCCUUCUUUCAGUUAUUUUUCCAUGUUUAUCAUUCUUUAUUUUCUUUCUUCAAUUAUUCUUCCUUCUUUAUUCUUUGCUAUUUUUCCUUCUUUCAGUUAUUCUUCCAUGUUUAUCUUUCUUUAUUUUCUUUCUUCAAUUAUUCUUUCUUUUUUAUACUUUGCUAUUUUUCUUUCUUUCAGUUAUUUUUCCAUGUUUAUCAUUCUUUAUUUUCUUUCUUCAAUUAUUCUUUCUCCUUUAUACUUUGCUAUUUUUCCUUCUUUCAGUUAUUCUUCCAUGUUUAUCCUUCUUUAUUUUCUUUCUUCAAUUAUUCUUUCUUCUUUAUACUUUGCUAUUCUUUCUUUCAGUUAUUCUUCCAUGUUUAUCUUUCUUUAUUUUCUUUCUUCAAUUAUUCUUUCUUCAUUAUACUUUGCUAUUUUUCUUUCUUUCAGUUAUUCUUCCAUGUUUAUCAUUCUUUAUUUUCUUUCUUCAAUUAUUCUUUCUCCUUUAUACAUUGCUAUUUUCUUUCUUUCAGUUAUUCUUCCAUGUUUAUCAUUCUUUAUUUUCUUUCUUCAAUUAUUCUUUCUCCUUUAUACAUUGCUAUUUUCUUCCUUUCAGUUAUUCUUCCAUGUUUAUCAUUCUUUAUUUUCUUUCUUCAAUUAUUCUUUCUCCUUUAUACAUUGCUAUUUUCUUUCUUUCAGUUAUUCUUCCAUGUUUUCAUUCUUUUUUUCUUUCUUCACUCAUUCUUUCUUUUUUUUUUUUAUUUUCUUUCUUUUUAUUCUUUAAUCAUUCUUUAUUUUCUUUCUUCAAUUAUUCUUUCUCCUUUAUCUUUGCUAUUUUUCCUUCUUUGUUAUUCUUCCAUGUUUAACUUUUCAUUCAAUUAUUCUUUCUUUUUUUUUUCUAUUUUUCCUUCUUUCAGUUAUUCUUAUGUUUUCAUUCUUUAUUUUCUUUCUUCAAUUAUUUUUCUUUUUUACUUUUGCUAUUUUUCUUUUCAGUUAUUCUUCCAUGUUUUAUCUUUCUUUAUUUUCUUUCUUCAAUUAUUCUUUCUUUUUUAUUUGUAUUUUUUUCUUUCAGUUAUUCUUCAUGUUUAUUUUUCUUUCUUUAAUUAUUCUUUCUUCUUUUUGCUAUUUUCUUUCUUUAAGUUAAUCUUUUUUCUUUCAUUUUUUCUUUCUUGUUUUUUUCUGUUUUUUUUCCUAUUUUAUUUCUUUUAUUCUUUUAAAUUCCCUAUCAGAUUUUUUAUUCCAUCUUCCUUUCUCUCUUUUCUUUCUCUCUUUUUUUCUUUUCUCUUUCUUUUCUUUCUUUUUUUCUUUUCUUUCUUUAUUAAUCUUCCUUUAUUCAUCUUUUCUUUUCUUUUACUUUUUGUCCAUUCUUCAAACUAUCUUUCUUUUGUUUGUUUCUUUCUUUCUUUCUUUCUUCCUUUCCUUCUUUAUCUUCCUUUUCCUUCUUUAACUUUCCUCUUUUCUUUCUUUCUGCUAUGCUUCAUUCCUUCUUUCUUUGUCUUUUUCUAA
This is a messenger RNA of Acanthosepion pharaonis, 3561 nucleotides long. The record is from the annotation of a GenBank genome assembly. NCBI's taxonomy places the organism in Eukaryota, Metazoa, Mollusca, Cephalopoda, Sepiida, Sepiidae.